AUGGCCGAUCCCGCAAAAUGCCCGCCUCUAACCCGCGCCUCGGUCGUCGCCGCGCACUCCUUAGUGAAGCCAUACAUCCAUUACACGCCGGUCCUCACAAACACAACGCUCACAACCCUAGCCUCCACUCCGCAGUCUGUCUCCGCGUUAGAAGGCACGCCGUGGGCAGGUCAAGAGCCCGCAAAGCCCAAGAUUAGGUUAUGGUUCAAGUGCGAGAAUCUGCAAAAGGUGGGGGCGUUUAAGGUGCGGGGAGCUUUCCACGCCCUUACAAGAUUAGUAGCAGAAGAGGGCUGGGAAGAGCAGGGCGGGAGGGAGAGGGGCGUUGUUACGCAUAGUUCUGGAAACCACGCACAAGCCCUCGCCCUCGCCGCGCGCACCAUGGGCAUCCCCGCGACGAUCGUAAUGCCGCGAAUCUCCACGCCCUCCAAAAUCGCAGCGACCCAGUCAUACGGUGCGCGCGUCGUCUUCAGCGGCUCCACCUCUACGGAGAGAGAAGCGGUAGUGGCAGAUGUGAUCAAAGAGACGGGCGCGCGGCUGGUGCCACCGUAUGAUCACCCGGACAUUAUCUUAGGACAGGGCACGCUGGGCUUAGAGAUGCAGACACAGGUUGAGGAGAUGAUUGCGUCAGGUCAGGGGCAGGCGGGGGAGAAGACGAAGAAAGGGAAGGGAUUAGAUGCCAUCAUUGCGCCGUGCGGCGGCGGCGGUAUGCUCUCCGGCACAGCCUUGAGUUGCGAAGGCACCGGCAUCUCAGUCUUCGGCGCCGAGCCCGAAUUCCAAGGCGCUGACGAUUGCAAACGCGGCCUCGCAGCCGGGAAGCGCAUCGAGAGCGUCUCCACGCUCACCAUCGCCGACGGGUUGCGGACGCCCGUCGGCGCCUACCCCUGGACGAUCAUCCACGACCGGAAACUGGUCCGGGCCAUGUACAGCGUGACGGAGGAGCAGAUCAAGGCGGCGCUGCGGCUGGUCCUCGAGCGGAUGAAGAUGGUGGUGGAGCCGAGCUCGGUGGUGGGCCUGGCGACCGCCCUGUACAAUGAGGAUUUCCGCCGGCUGGUGGAACAGGAAGGCGGGGAGCAGGGCUGGGAUCUGGGGAUUGUGUUUAGUGGCGGGAAUAUCAGUAUCGAGGCGUUGGGCAAGAUGUUUGAACCUGCUGAGAAGAAGGCAUAG
Molecule: messenger RNA, 1164 nt
Organism: Amorphotheca resinae ATCC 22711
Lineage: Eukaryota; Fungi; Ascomycota; Leotiomycetes; Helotiales; Amorphothecaceae
Exons: 2
Coding region: 1-1164 (387 amino acids)
Biological process (GO): D-serine biosynthetic process; L-serine metabolic process; pyruvate biosynthetic process
Molecular function (GO): L-serine ammonia-lyase activity; ATP binding; D-serine ammonia-lyase activity
Source: RefSeq, a predicted model, not a curated record